AAGGUAAUGCAGCCCCGGCGGCAGCCCCGCACCAUUUCCAAGGCAGGAAGGCGCGCUUGCUUCUAUGGGGCUCCGGACCCGUCCUUGGGAAGCUGGGGCUCUUCAGGAAGGAAGGCUGCCGGCGGGCCCGGCCUGCUGCUCGGCCCGGAGCGGGGACUCUGCGGCGCAGCCCCGGCACAAGAGCCCAGCGGGGAAGCCCGGGAGUUGCCAUAGAGACUCGCGGCGCAAGCAAGACGUGAGCUCCCUUCUGCCGAGCCGGAGCGAGAGGAGUUAAUGGGCUGACCCACAAAAUCUUCUCCGGAGAGGCGAGCGGACCCAGAGCGAGUUCCGAGCGGAGCCGCACCGAGGGCGCCUUCGAGCGGGCCAUGCCGCCCGCCGGCCCCCCUGGCGCUCCGCGUCGCCUCCGGAUCCCCCGACGGGGCAGCUGAUCCAUGUCCGCCCAAGUUCCGCGGCGUCGGGUCUUCGCUCUUCCGCGGCCGAGGGGCCUCCGGAGACGCCUGAAGCGCCUGUUGCUCGGCAGUUGGAGGCAGGCAAAGUCGGCCGGGCUGGAGAGGGAGCCCGGGGAGCCUGGAUGCGGAGCCGACGGGCGCCGGAGCCUUGGCGGGGCAGCCGAAAGGCACGCGCGGACGCACCGCCGGAGCGCGCCAGCCGGGCCGAGGGCUGAGGAAGCCAGCCAGCUGCCACCCCCGGACCCCUCGGCCGGCUCCUAUGGGCACCAAACACUCUUCGCGCUGCCUGCUCCUCAGGAGGAAAAUGGCGGAAAGCGCGGCGGCGGAGAACACCGAGGUGAGAAAGCGGGCGACGCGCACCCCCCCCCCCGGCCCCUUGGCAGGCGCCCACCUGAGCGCGCCCCGGAGCCCGGCGUCGCCGGCGCCCAGCCUCGGCUCCCCGGCCGGCGAAGGAAGGGCAGCGCCGCGGAGACGGGCACCUCUCGUCUUCCCUCCGGCCCCUCGCCGAGGGGUCCGCCGGGGCUUUUCCCUGCCCGGGGGCGCGCGGGGCUGACUCCUUCUUGCGCGGAGCGGUAGCGGAGGGUCUCCCGGCCGGCCGGCAGGACCACCUUCUCCCAGCCCGGCCGGGGCUCCCUCCUCUCCGGCUCCUUCCCGGGCCGGACACCUCGGGCUGCUCUCCAGCGCCUCCGGCCGCGCGGCUGCCUGGAGCGGAGCGGCGAGGGCAGGAUGCAGCCCGCAGUGCCCGGCGGAGCUGGCCCGGGCGCCGCAGAGGGAGCGAGCGGCGGGGCGCGCGAUCGGGUCGGGUCGGUCGGCUCCACGUGGCGAAGCAGCCUCGCCGCGGAGUCGGAAACUCUUUGGGGCGGGAAGGGCCUUCCCGGGAGUCGGGGCUGCGCGCAGGCGGGCGCCCGAGGAGCCCACGUCCCUUUCCGUCCGCAGCUUGUACGCCGGCCGGGCUCCCCUCCCCGAAGACUUUCGACCGGCCGCGCGUUUGGCCAGGCUCGCGCAGGGCGCUGACCUACUUUGCCUGGGUCUCGGCUCUUGCGGGGGGAGGAGGGUGUCCUGGAAAUGUUUAAUUCCCCCGCAUCGCAAUCUGCCUCCAAUCUGAGCUCCACAACUCUUCGCCUACGUGCAAGAAAGAUUUCUAAAUGCGCCUGAACGCAAGGCGGCUGGAAUGAUCUCAAAGGAGAAUGAUUAAAGCAAAAAAAAAAAAAAUCGAGGCGGGAGCCACAUGGCAGGUGCUGCAUGGAAGCUCCUGCAAACACUUUGUGAGGGAGACGAUGCUAAAAACAGCACCCGGCGGGCGGAGCAUCUGCAAAGUGCCGGAGGAGCAGCGCGCCGCGCCGCCUGCAACUGGGGUUCGAAUGAAGGUCACAGCCUCGCUGGUUGUUUUACCUAAGAUGAGAUCCUUGAAGGUGGGGGAGCGUAUUAGCUGAGACCUUAAACUUUAAUUAUUUGAACCACGUUAUGUUCUCCCAUCCUCCUCCUCCUCACCCUGUGAAGGCAGGUAGAAAAUUUUCAGCUUGGAAACGGAAAGCAAUGAGUUUGCCCUCCGUAGGCUGCAUCCAGAUGACCUGUGGUAGCCAGGUAGAACCUCCAUGUUCAAAACAACAUGCCCCAGAAUACCAGGUGAUGGUUGUGAUCUGUUUGGCUGCAAAGAUUUCUGCUUAGAUUCCGCAGGCUCUUCUCAUAUUGAAAUUAAAUGUUUGCUAAAGGGAGAGUAACAUUAUAAACUAAUUAAAAAUGGGUAGCUAUUCUCUACUGAAGAUAGAGUUAACAAGUUUAUCUCUUACAACAUAUCCGUAGUUCUUACCUUACUAACUCUAUGUUAUAACCCACCCUCUUCUGUUGUGAAGUUAAGGCGUUCAAGGGUGCUUCUGCAAGUAUCAAAUCUCACCUUAACCAUAAACUCACUGAUGACUGAUCGCUUUUGUUACUUCAGUCCAGUGCCGUGCGGUCAUUGGACUAAGGGACUAGGCUAGUCUCCUAAAUGUUCCCCUGGUCCCUCCUUCCCUGUCCCGGGAAGCCUCUGCCCUGCUUAGGGAGGGAGGUGCGAUGCUCAUUAGGACGUCACAACGUCACACGCAUGACACCGACUCCCCAUGCCUCUCACAAGCUAGCACCUCUGGUCCUAACUGUUCCCUAUGAAAAAUUUCACCACACACCACUGCUUCAGUCAUUGUUUGAAGAAACUUCAAACAUCUCUGUUUGAAUAAAUAUUGUUUAAGAAUGAGUAAGAAAUUAUGGUGGGUCUGUCAAGCCUAUAUUUGUUAACUUGGACCUAACACCUACAUUUAAUGUUAUCUUCAAAUAAUUAUCUACUAAUGUAGUCUACUAUUGACCUCUGUCAGAUGAUGUAUCAGAUGCUUUAUGAUACUGCUUCUUUCAAAUUAAGACUACAGAAUCUGUUUUCUCACUGGUUAAACUUUAACUGCAUGCUGAGUCAACUUAUUGUCUUUUAUAACUGAUAUUUUCAGUGACCAACAAUGUACCUGCCAUUAAUUAGUCAUAAAGAUAAAAGAGGCAUAUUGUACCAAGGAAUUCCAUUAAUUAACAAACUUGAUAAUACUCUGGUUCAGCUUCAUAGAUUUGAUUUCUUCUGGUGACUAGCAAGUUGACAACUGGCGCUGUGGGUUUGCCGAUCAGAAGGUCGGCGGUUCAAAUCCCUGUGACUGGGUGAGCUCCUGUCAUUCGGUCCCAGCUCCUGCCAACCUAGCAGUUCGAAAGCACACAGUCCAAGUAGAUGAAUAGGUACCGCUCCGGCGGGAAGGUAAACAGUGUUUCCGUGCACUGCUCUGGUUCGCCAGAAGCUGCUUAGUCAUGCUGGCCACAUGACCCAGAAAAACUGUCUGCGGAAGCAGACAAACGCUGGCUCCCUCAGCCUUUAAAGCGAGAUGAGCACCUCAACCCCAGAGUCGUUCAUGACUGAACUUAACGGUCAGGGGUCCUUUACCUUUUUACCUUUACUGUCUAUUAUCUAAAAACUACCCUGUAAACAAGAACUAAUGAACUGAUGACUUAUUGAACUGAUAAGCAUUAGCAAUUGAUUUCCUGAAUAACUGAUAACCAAUGACUGAUGACUAUUUUGAUAGUGAUUACUAACUAUUAACAAGCGCAGAUGGGUAUCAUUGAUGUUUGAUCUUGUUAGACUGACCUGCUUCUUCAAGGGGAGUGCAGCCUUAAUCCAGGGAAGGUGUCCUUUGCAACUCAUGGACCCCCCAUGAAGCCACCCUCCUGCUUGGAUUCACAUCCAGGCAGUGGUCUUCUUUUCCUGAUUCUGAUGGUGUGGAGGGGUAAAGCUGGUGUCAUCAGCAUUGGGGGGCACCUCAGUCCAAAUUCCCUGAUUUGGCAUCAUCUCAAAAUGGCUUCAUAUAAGUAGCAUGGGGAACAGUAACACUGCUCUGCUGGCCAUAUGACAGAAAGCCAUUGACUACAUGAAAUAAUUGCUAGAGGAUGCAGGUGGUGGAGAAAUAAGUUUCCCUUAUCAUUUCUUCCACAAUAAUACACUGUUAACCCAUAUUCAGUCAGACUCAGCUUUGUACCACUGCGUUCCCGUAGUCACCCUUCCUCCUUCAUCACAUACACGUCUCCGAGUACUUCAUGGUGUUGGCAAGGAUACCCAGGAACAAUUGCAUUGAAGGCCUACACAUCUCACGAUUCCCACAGUAAGAGAACGGCCUCAACAGGAGUGCCAGCUGUAUCGGCUAGAAAAUUCUUCAGAGCAUUCAGGAAACAACCUGAUUCUACAAUUCUCCAGGGCAGACUAUCUCAAUGGGUCUCCUCCUCUGCACAGGCAGAGAGGUGCAUCCAGCCCAGACCUCACCAGGGAAUCAUUUGUCCAUGACCGUGUGCUCAAAUCAGCUUUGUUGCAAAAAUCAGGUCAUGUUCUGCCAUAUUGGGACAGCCCUGUGGUUCUCAUGGAGGCCAUUAAGUCCUAAGCCAGAGCACUGAGGCCGCCUGGAGAUGAAUGUAGAAUUCUCCCAACAGAUUAAAAAUGGUCUAUACAGGCCAUGGCUCUCAUCCACUGAAAUUCUAAGGAAUAUAUUAAAUCUAAAUUAGAUCUAUUCUAGAUAUGAGUUUUCUCUUCUGAUGUGUGUGCAGAAGAGUGGCUAGGACUUAUGAGUGUUUUACAGCCUAUAUUUCCAUACUUUGCUGCGUAUUUUGUGAUUUUAAAUCUCUGCUGUUCUCUCACGACAGAGUGAGAAUUUCCAUAAUUCUUCUUCUUUUCUAGGUUGGCAGUGGUCCUUCCCCACCCAUUCAGCCUCCAGCUGUUCCAAAGCCUGUCCAAUCCACCAUUCCUGUUCCAGGCAGAGGAAAAAUAGCAAAAUUCCUCAAUCCAGAAGAGAUGACAUCAAGGGAUUAUUACUUUGAUUCAUAUGCCCACUUUGGAAUUCAUGAGGUAAUCCCUUAAAAAAACACUACCGUAUUGGCUCGAAUAUAAGCCGCACCCGCAAAUAAGCCGCACCUUUAAAAUUCAAGGUUUAUUUGUAGGUGCGACCCAUCUCCUGGCACUACCGCCUCCCAGCACUACUCCCCCCACAGCCGGCAGCGGGGUAGGCUUGGGAGCAGCGGGCUGGCUGUGCACUGCUGUCCCGCACUCCCAGGCUGCUCUGGGGGGGGGGGGAACCAUGCCACUUUUAUGUAGUUAUAUGUAAUAAAUAUUACAGUGAUCAAAAUCAAGAAGGGUCAAGGACUUAUAUUUAAAAAAAUGGAAUUCCCAAGGUCUAGUUGUACCUCAGUCCCUCAUACAUGAAUUUGUAUGUGUGUAUAACGCGGGUGGCGCUGUGGGUAAAACCUCAGCGCCUAGGACUUGCCGAUCGCAUGGUCGGCGGUUCGAAUCCCCGCGGCGGGGUGCGCUCCCAUCGUUCGGUCCCAGCGCCUGCCAACCUAGCAGUUUGAAAGCACCCCCAGGUGCAAGUAGAUAAAUAGGGACCGCUUACCAGCGGGAAGGUAAAUGGCGUUCCGUGUGCUGCGCUGGCUCGCCAGAUGCAGCUUGUCACACUGGCCACGUGACCUGGAAGUGUCUGCGGACAGCGCUGGCUCCCGGCCUAUAGAGUGAGAUGAGCGCACAACCCUAGAGUCUGGCAAGACUGGCCCGUACAGGCAGGGGUACCUUUACCUUUAUAAUGCUUUGAUUAAUAAUAAUAAUAAUAAUAAUAAUUAUAAUUAUAAUUAUACCCCGCCCAUCUGGGCGGCUUCCAACAAAGUAUUAAAAUACAGUAAUCCAUCAAACAUUAAAAGCUUCCCUAAACAGGGCUGCCUUCAGAUGUCUUCUAAAAGUCUGGUAGUUGUUGUUCUCUUUGACAUCUGGUGGGAGGGUGUUACACAGGGCAGGUGCCACUACCAAGAAGGCCCUCUGCCUGGUUCUCUGUGACAUGUAAAAUUUGGUGGAGAUUUCAGGCAGCAUCACCUUUGAUGUAGUGGCUGAGAGAUGUAGCCUGCAGGCCACCAGCUCACCAUCACCAAUAGCCAGUUUAAAAUGUGACACACAUUUGAAGCAGGUCCUCAGGCGCAGGGAAGUAGUUGAGCAGGUGGAACUCACCCUGCCUUAUCUUGAAAAUGUAUUAGCCAUCAGCUCCACCCUCUAACCAACUGAACUAUCUACAGCGGCACUGUUAGCUGCUUUAACUAUAUAGCUAAAAUGGCUGCAAAACUUUGCUCAGAAACUUCCACUUGCCUAAUUCCAUGUUAGAUCAAACAAUAGAUAGUACGGAUAAUUGAACAGUGAUUUAUCUGAUGUUGUUCAUGUUACUGUGGAACGUGAGCAAGGGAUGGACUAAACGACCUCCAAGAUAUAGCUGCAAAAUCCACGAAUCUGUGCAAAGUUCCAAGUGUUUUCUCCCCAAAGUUGAGAACAUUUUUGCUAGCUAAAACAUAUGAUGAUUUUUAAAAAUGGAACACAAGUAAAUCAUGUAUUUUCAAGUAAACAUAUGGUGCCUUUUUCUAACACAGGAAAUGUUGAAGGAUGAGGUGCGCACAUUAACGUACAGGAACUCCAUGUAUCAUAAUAAACAUGUUUUUAAGGAUAAGAUUGUAUUGGAUGUUGGAAGUGGCACAGGAAUCCUUUCAAUGUUUGCAGCAAAGGCAGGAGCCAAGAAAGUUUAUGGGGUAAGAAGAGCAUUUUCUGAAAAAUCCCGUCACAUUUGCAUGUAUAUUUUUGCAGCUUUGUAGCAGCGUUGCCAACUUUUGAUUUUAAAAAUUUAGAUGCCCACAGUGAAGUUCAAUGGACUCUGACUAGUCAGGAUAUGGAGCCAGGCAAAAUGUUCUGGCAAUCAAUCAAAAUGUCUGGCUUUUAUAUUACAAAUUCUAGCAAUUGGCCCAAAAAUCAGCCAGGUCAGUUCCCCUCCCCCAACCAAGUUGGCAACCCUACUUAGAAAGGAUCUGCACUAGAUAUUCUUUCCAUCUUGGUGUCAUUCUCAUCCAUUUCUUUUCUUGCUACAUGUCACUUCUUUUGUGUGUUUUCUUUUGUGUGUUUUUUCCAAAGUCCCACAAUUUGCAACAGGGCCUACCGACAAGGAAAUGUGCAUAGGAUUGUACCUACAGAUAAUUCCUUUGGCUCUUUUCAGCCACAUGGUGUGUCCUAAUAUCUGUGAGGUUGGAGUCAGACAUUUGUUUAGUGGUAAACAAGGUGACUCAAGUUGAAUAAGUUCCCCUCACAAUUUCUAACAUGGCAGCUGCAUAUUGAGAUUGUGACUCUGCACUUCCUGGUUCAGAUUCCUUUGAAAUAUUUUCUGGAAAUUGAUGAGAAUUAGAUCUGCCAGUGUUAAGUUGUGGGUGAACAUAUCAGACGACACAGCGAUUCUUCAAACAGCUCUUCUUUAUUCAGAGGCCAGAACUGAACUGAACUGAAGGGCUCAGUCAGCCUGCUUAUAUAGAGCUCCAGUACCACGUUACUGUAACUAUUUCCUAAAACUAUCCAAUCAUUGAACGUCACUUUCGAUCCUUCAUUUGCAUAACUAUCUACAGUAUCCCCCUGCUGGCCCAGGGUGAGAACUUCAGUACAUAACAGCCAGUCAGGCUGGAAGGGGGUGGGUUAGAAAAAUAUUUCACUGUGGAAAAGGGUGUCAGUAACUCUAGAGUGAUUUCUUGGGGAAGGUUCUAACCCCUCAUCAGAACUUUCUGACAGCCAGUCACUCUUCCCCCACACUUGGCGCUUUAUUUAUUUGGCUCUCUUCCAGACUAAGCUGAGCCAGAAGCAGCUUACGACAACAUCCAGGUAAUAUCAAAAUACAAAGCAUUUUGUAUUUCCUCCUGUCACUAACAUACACUGCCAAAGCACUAAUUUAAAAGAAGUUCACAUAAUAAAAAACAAACAAAAAGGGAUAAAUAUACAAUUAUCUACAUUAUGAAAAUACAGUAAUAGUAUAUAAGUGUGUUGUAAGCUGCCCAGAGUGGUGGCGCAACCCAGCCAGAUGGGUGAGGUAUACAUAAUAAAAUUAUUAAUGAUAGAAUAGUGAUAUAUAGUAAUAGUAUCAAUAAUAGUAAUAAUCAAUCAAUAAUAUGACAGUAAGUAAGUAAGUAGUAAGUAAAUUUUUAUUUAUACCCCUCCCUCCCCGGCCAAGACCGGGCUCAGGGCGGCUAACAUCAAAUGUUAAAUACAUUAAAACACAAUCAAACAAUUGAUUAAAAUAGUUUAAAAAUUAGAAUCAGGGUAAAAUUAAAUGACUGCCCACGAAUUACAACCAUAGGGGUCGGGAACCUCAAGUAUUCAUCAGGGCCAGCUAUCCAUGUUGGUCCCACAUGACCCGAUAAAAGAGGUAACUUACAGGGUUCCAUAGAGGGGGGUCAAACUGCGCCCGAACCAACGGCCAGGCGGAACAGCUCCGUCUGCGGAAGGAUGUAAAGUCCUGCAGGGCCCUGGUCUCCUAUGAUAAAGCAUUCCACCAGGCUGGGGCCAAAGCCGAAAAGGCCUUGGUCCUGGUCGAGUUUAACCUCCUUGAGGCCCGGGACCUCCAAGAUAUUAUUAUUUGCGGACUGUAAGGUCCUCCAUGGGGAAUACCAGGAGAGGCAGUCCCGUAUUAUGAGGGUCGUAGGCCGUAUAGGGCUUUAAAGGUUAAAACCAGCACCUUAAACCUGACCCUGUACUCCACUGGGAGCCAGUGCAGCUGGUAUAGCACCGGGUGAAUGUGAUCUUGCAGCGAGGACCCCAUAAGGAGCCUUGCCGCGGCUUUCUGCACCAGCUGGAAUUUCUGGGUCAGUCUCAAGGGCAGCCCCACAUAGAGUGAGUUACAAUAAUCAAGGUGACCGUCACAUGGAUCACUGUGGCUAGAUCAGGGCGAGAAAGGUAAGAGACCAGCUGCUUAAUACAGCGGAGAUGGAAAAUGCCACCUUUGCUGUGGCUGCAACCUGCGCCUCCAUAGGGAGGGAGGCGUCAAGGUUAUACCCAAACUCCUAACAGAAGUGUUAUCAAACUAAAUACCUGUCACACAUUACUCAAAUACAGUGUCACACUUGGGUUUUCCAUUAAAAAUCCACUUGGUACAGAGACAGUGAGCAUGCUAACUCCCUCAGACUGAUCUAGAAACAAUGCUACAGUGUUGUCCAGAGGUAUUAGAAAGUGGGCCAGGUUCCAGGAAAAAUGGCCUUGGCAAGCCCCCCCGCCACUGAGCUCAAUGAGUUUUGACUAUAUACGAGUUUGGCCUUGGACACGAUCCCCGGAACGUAACCCCCACGCAAGUUGCAGGCUUACUGUAAGGAUAUUUUAGCUAGUCACCCACUUCCUGCAAUGUGGAAACAAGGAGCCCACCUAUGUUGAGUCAGACUGACCUAUUUCUUUGUUAAAUCCAGGCUAUAAAAUAUUUAAAAUAUUUAUGGCUAAUAGAUUUAAAACAUUUAUUGGUAGCUAUAUAAAGGGACGCGGGUGGCGCUGUGGGUUAAACCACAGAGCCUAGGGCUUGCCGAUUGGAAGGUCGGUGGUUUGAAUCCCCGCAACGGGGUGAGCUCCCGUUGUUCGGUCCCAGCUCCUGCCAACCUAGCAGUUCGAAAGCACAUCAAAGUGCAAGUAGAUAAAUAGGUACCGCUCCGGCUGGAAGGUAAACGGCGUUUCCUUGCGCUGCUCUGGUUCUCCAGAAGCUGCUUAGUCAUGCUGGCCACAUGACCCGGAAGGUGUCUGCAGACAAACGCCGGCUCCCUCGGCCAGUAAAGCGAGAUGAGCGCCACAACCCCAGAGUCGUCCACAACUGGACCUAACGGUCAGGGGUCCCUUUACCGUUAUAUAAAGGCAGCAACUGAUUUGUGAGGGGUUGUGUUCCAGACUCCCAUACUCGUUGGCAGGGCCUGUGUAAGCUGGCCCCGUUCUGCCCCCUUUUUGACUUUUUGGGUCACUUCCAGGGUUGGUAUGAUGCAUGCUUGCGGGGUUGCACACAUAUUGGACAAACCUAAAAUGAUCACUGGCUGUACGCUUCGACCAAUCUGGUUUUGUUCCAGGUCCAAUAAUUACUGAUCCAACAAGAAAAUGAUUAAACAUUCUUCAUUUUAGUAGAGAAAGGGAAUAUCAUCACCUUUAGCAAGUGUCUCACUUGAUAUAUUUUUAAGCAUUUGAAUGUGUAGAUCCAAAUUACCUAAUGGAAGUAGUUUAAAAAAUUGGAUUUGUAAAAAAAAAACUUGUAAAAACUUCUGGAAGGCAUAUAUGAUAGAAGACAGGCUGCAAUUAGAAUAAAUAAUUCAGAUUCUCCAAAAUGUGUUCUUAGUUGUGGAACGAAACAGACUGCUCUCUGUUGCCUCUGUUAUUUGUCUUAAUUUUAGAACCAUUAGCAAUUAAAUUACACAAUGGCCUCUCUGGUACGGGAGUGGUUAUAAAUGGAAGUGGUUAUAAAUGGAAAAGAACAAAAUUUAGGCCUCUAUGCACAUAAUAUAAUUUUAUGCACCUCUGACCCUAUUACAGCAGGCAACAUAUUAUGUACGGAAUUGGAGCAGUUCUCCAGGGUCUCCGGAUUGCAAGUUAAUUUUCAGAAAUCAGAGGUAAUGUCUUUUCAUACACCACUCCAUAUACACUUAAAACAAUGUUGAAGAGUCCAAUAGCUAGGAAAAGUUUUGGAUCGCUGGGGGUACAAAUGACCUAUAAUUUGAAUGUUAGUAUAAUUAUAGCACUGUUUGAAAAAACAUAUGUACAGAUACAUUGGAAUAAAAUGAGACUCUCCAUUACAGACAGACUGGCCACAUCCAAAAUUAUGAUUGCACCUUAAUUGCUCUUUUUCUUUCAAACGCUGCAAGGUUGAAUACCAAUAGCUCAUCUGAACAAUCAGCAGAAUUGGACCAACCACAUUUUUAAAAAUCUUUAUUGCCCAGUUGGGGCAUUCCAAACUUAAGUAACUAAGUAGCUAUUAUGAAGCAAUCCAACUUAAUCAUAUGGAAUUGAGGUCAUCCAGUAAGAGAACCCAGUUGUCAACACUGAAGGAUAUAGAAAUUGGAUGGUGUUCAAACAGGGGUAUUAGCAUUAAUGAAAAAUACGUUUUGAUAGUUGAGUUGGCUUGCUAAGCCUUAUACUCUUAUGUCAUUUAGAAUAUGGGGAAAAUGGGCAAAAGUUUUAGCCCCAGUACUGUCACUGUCACUUUAAGUUCAGUACAGCAUCUUCCUUUAUCUCAAAAUAAAAAUAGAUAAUAAAAUGUGAUUGUAUGGAAAGAAGACCAGUUAUAUUAUUUGAAAGGUUUUUAUAGCAAGGGACAACCUCUUACAGCAGCAGAGAUUACGUUUAGAAAAUAAUCAGAUUUUAUGGUUGUUAGGAUAUCAGUUUCCUACACAUAUACAAAUUUAAAAGGAUUAAUUAAAAAGGAAGCUAUGAGGAAACUAACAGAAUUUGAAAAGAUAAGAGGAAGCAUAAUGACUAAGGGAUUAAUUUCCCUUCUAUACAAAACCUUGAUUGAGAACCAGUUUUGAGAACAAAAUCUAAAAAACUGGUGAGAACUAAAUUGGGAUAUAAAUAUUGAUAAGGAUAAAUGCAACUAUCUGUGAACAAAAGCACCAUAUACAUCUCUGUCAGCAACUACUAGUAAAUGUUCACUAAAAAUUGUGCAUGGAUGGUGUUUCUUAUGUAAAGUCCAAUAGCUUCUUAUGUAAAGUCCAAUGGAGAGGAUACGAAAUUAUAGUACAUAUGAACACAUGUGAUGGGAAUGUCCACAAAUAGGGGAAAAAAUGGAAUUGUCUUUUAAGAGCUAUCUCAGAUUACAGCGCAGACAAUCCCAAUAACCCCAGCAUUAGCCUUGCUUAAUUUAUAUACUUCAGAUAUGCACCAAUUAAGAAGUAAGCAAUUAAUUACCGUAUUUUUCACCCUAUAGGAUGCACUUUUUCCCCUCCAAAAAAUGAAGGGGAAAUGUGUGUGCGUCCUAUGGGGCGAAUGCAGGCUUUCGCUGAAGCCUGGAGAGCGAGAGGCGUAGGUGCGCACCGACCCCUCUCGCUCUCCAGGCUUCAGGAAGCUCUCCGCAAGCCUUGGGAGCCCGCGGGAGUUCCCGCCGGGCUCCCUAGGCUUGCGGAUAGCAGCCUGUUCUGGGGGCUGGGGUCAGGGGAAGCUCGAGCUUCCCCCGCCCCAGCCCCGCGCCUGGGGGGGGAAAUAUUUUUUUUCCUCUCCCCCCCCCAAAAAAACUAGGUGCGCCCUAUGGGCCGGUGCUCCCUAUAGGGCGAAAAAUACGGUACACAUUUAUUAACAGCAACCAGAAUGGUAAUAGCCAGAACUUGGAAAACAUUGCCAUUACUGAAUAUAGAUCAUUGGUAUAAUAUAUUCUGGCAACAGACAUAAUGGAAAAGUUGUCACAAGAACUGAACAUGGCAAGGGCACAGAAAAAUAAAAUAAUGUUUACACUCUAUGGUAUGAUUGUAUUAACUAUACAAAUGAAAUAUUACAUGGAUGAGAAAUACCUAAAACAUAUACUGUAUUAUGGCAUGGAUAAGCAGGCAAUAUUCUUUAGUUCCAAUUUGAUUUAUUGAAUAAUCCAUUGAUUUUUUUUGUAAUCACCUCAUUAUUAUGUUUUGUAUUCUCCCUCCUAGUGAUUCAUUUUUUUUGUUAGUUUUGUCAUGGUUUAUUAUUUAUGUUUGUACAAAGAAAUUACAAUACAGUGGUACCUUGGUUUAAGAACAGUCCUGUUUACGAACAAUUCGGUUUACGAACUCCGCAGAACCGGAAGUAGUGUCCCGGUUUGCGAACUUUACCUUGGUCUAAGAACGGAAUCUGAGCGGUGGAAGGGCACCAGCAGUGGGAGGCCUCAUUAGGGAAAGUGCGCCUCGAUUUAAGAAUGGUUUUGGUUUAAGAACAGACUUCCGGAACAGAUUAUGUUUGUAAACUGAGGUACCACUGUAAUUGUUUCGUGAAUGCUUUGUUACUGAUUUACGGUAAUUAAAAUAUUAAAAUGAGAAAAAAUGAAAGAAGCAUAUCACAUUAUUUACUAAAGCACAGUUGGUCUAUGUUUGCACUACAGACUAAAAGAAGGUCCUCUAACAGAUUCCUCACUUCGCUAGCCAGUCAGCAAUUGCCGGAAGUCAUGAAGGAAGUCAUGAUACGAAACCAAGCUAUCAUUUUGGGGGUCUCAAAGGGUUGAACUGGGGUUCUUAAAGGGAUGGAAUGGGAAAUCAUGACUUCCGUGGCCCCAGAUCUGGAAAGAAGGUGGUUCAGUAUUGUGAUGGGAUGAUGAGCUGCUUGUGCGUAAAAUCGUAUCCCCUCAGAGUUUGUUCAAGUCCACAAACCUCUGUCUGUGACGGAGCCCCUCAGACAUGGCUCCUCUAGUCACUAGCAGAUUCCGACAGUGGUUGCUUUGGAAUCGCUUCCAACAUAAAAGCUCCUUAACGGAAACACGUCUUCUGGACUCUCUGCGUGUCAGUUUCCGGCGAGGAGUGGGUGUCCCUACAGGAGGUCCUGAAACCUCCCCACUGUUUUCGCUGGAAGUGUCUCUGAGCCAUCCCUCCAGCUCACUUUCCCUCAGCUCAGCUCCUCUCCCCUACUGGUUCCCUCUUCAGCUGCUGAGUCUCUCCCAACCUGUGUGAGCCCUUUCACCUCCCUUCCUUCCGAUGGCAGUUCCCUGACAUCCACCUCCCCUCCAGGGCCCCCUUCACCCCCUCUCGCACCCUCCUCUACGGGCGGUGAGGAGGCAAAACCCGGAAUGAACUUCCUUCAUCUUCCGAUGUCUCGAACACUUCUCUCCACCUGUUGCGGUUCCUGGUCUCGAAGUACUCCUCCUCCUCAGAGUCCAUCUCCCCUUCCCCUUCCGAGUCCGGGAAGCCUUCCAACUCCUCCUCCUCAUCAGUGGUCCCAAAGUAUUCCCUCCGGAACCUCUCCACAGGCUGAGGUUUCCUUGGGAACCUUUGAUGGAACGUUUCUAUCAAUACCUCGUCAUUGAUAUCUUCGGCCAUUACCCAAGUGUUUUCUGACUCCGGUUCUCCUUCCCACGCUACCAAAUACUCCACCUGAUUCCCCUUCCACCUGGCGUCGAGGAUUUCUGCCACAUGGCUGCUGCAUUCUCUUUCUUCUAUGACCGGUCCCCGAGUGGCCAUCCCUUCUCGUCCCCCUUCGUACGAUGACAGUAACGACCUGUGAAAUACUGGGUGCAGUUUCAUGUGGUUGGGUAACCGGAGCCUGAAAGCCACUGGGUUGACCUGUUGAAUGACCUCAAAGGGACCCAACCUCCUGGGUCUUAAUUUCUUACAACCUCCUUUGAACGGCAACCCUUGGGUUGACAGCCACACCCUAUCUCCCACCCUUAUGGUUUCACCUUCCCUUCGGUUCUUGUCUGCUUGCCUCUUGUAUUCUUCCUUCGCCCUUUCUAAGUUGAGUUGGAGCUGACAAUGGAUUGCUUCCAUUUCUUCUACAAAAUGCUCGGCUGCCGGGACGCUCCAUCUCUCCCCAUCUCCACCUGGGAAAGCCCUGGGAUGACACCCAUAAUUAGCCAAGAAGGGGCUCAUCCCUGUGGACACAUUCUCGGCAUUGUUGUAGGCAAAUUCCGCCAGCGCCAACUUUUCUACCCAGUCAUUCUCUCUGUCAUUGACAUAACACCUCAGGUAUUGCUGGAGGACACCGUUUGCUCUUUCCGCCUGCCCGUUGGUUUCAGGGUGCCGGGCAGUCGAAAAAUUGACCUCCACCUGCAGUAAGCUCAUGAGCUUCCUCCAGAACCUGGAAGUAAAUUGUUUUCCUCGGUCUGAGACCACCCUCAAUGGCACCCCGUGCAACCUAAAAAUGUGUUCUACAAAUAACUUCGCUGUCUCUUCCGCUGUGACUGCAUGCGAGCAAGCUACAAAAUGGCACAUCUUUGUUAGUAGGUCCACCACCACCAUGAUGGCUGUUUUCCCUUUGGACUUCGGCAGAUCAGUCAUAAAAUCUAUCGACACUGCCUCCCAAGGUCGUUCUGGGGUUGGUAAGGGUUCUAAUAGCCCCGCCGGCGCCCGCCUUUCCCCUUUGGCUCGCUGGCAUUGCUCGCACCCUCUUACAUACUCACGUACAUCUUCCCUCACCUUGGGCCACCAAAAUUCCCUGGUGACCAACCACAUGGUUUUGUGUUGUCCAAAAUGCCCCGCCGUAGGGCUGUCGUGCAACUGCUUGAGUACCCUCCCCUUAAGUCUCCUUCAGGGAUAUACAGUGCCCCUUUGUAAUACAAAGCUCCAUUUCUUUCCUCGAAACCCCUGGUUCCUCUCCCUCACCCCUAAGACCUCUGAGCUUAUUCUGGGCGUAUUCAUCAUUCUCUGUUUCCUCUACCAGUUCUCUUUGUCCCACCAAUGCCGCCCCACACACCCAGCGGUCCUCUGGAAUGACAUGUCUCUCUUCGGUGCUCCCUCCCCUCCAAAUAUUCAGGUUUGCGUGAGAGAGCGUCCGCCCUAAUGUUCUCUGGGCCUGGCACGUAACAAAUCUCAAAGUUAAAUUUGGAGAACUCCUGGGCCCAUCUCACUUGCCGUUGGUUGAGCACUCGUGCCGUCCUCCAAUACUCUAGGUUCUUGUGGUCAGUGCACACUUGCACCUUAUGUUGUGCGCCAAUUAGCAGGUGCCUCCAUCUCCGGAACGCCUCAUGAAUGGCUAGUAGUUCUCGGUCAUACACCGUGUAGUUCCUCUCGGAUUUGUUCAGCUUUCGCGAAAAAAGGCACACGGUCUCCACUCUGACUCCUCCUUCCCUGGCUGCAGAAGCACCGCCCCAAUCGCUCUGUCUGAUGCGUCAGUUUCCACUCUCAUCGGUUUUUGUAAAUCCACAUGCAGGAGUUGUUGUUCCGAGGCGAAGGCCCCUUUAGUUCCUCAAAUGCUCGCUCCGCCUCCUCAGUCCAAACGAACUUCUUCUUACUGCUGAGACAGUCCGUAAUGGGCGCCGUCAGGUGGGCAAAGUUUCGGAUGAACUUACGAUAGAAGUUCCCAAAUCCUAGGAACCUCUGCACAUCCUUCCUUGUUUUGGGUGUUUUCCAUUCCAGCACCGCCUGGACCUUGCCGGGAUCCAUGGCCAAUCCCUUGUCUGACAGGCGAUACCCCAGGAAUUCCACCUCCUUGGUAUGAAACUGACACUUCUCCAGUUUCACCCACAGCUGGUUGGCUUGCAGCCUGCUCAACACUUCUCUGACGUCUCUCACAUGCUGCUCCUCAUUCUCAGAAUACACCAACACGUCGUCUAAGAAGGCCACACAAUUCUUGUAAAGCAAAGGCCCCAGGACGUGGUUCAUAAACGAUUGAAAGCAUGCGGAGCCCGCUUGGAGGCCGAAGGGCAUAACCAAAUAUUCAAAUGCCCCUAAAGGGGUGAACAUGGUGGUUUUCCAUUCAUCACCCUUCCUUAUUCGUAUCAGGUUGUACGCCCCCCUUAGGUCCAGCUUUGUGAAAAUCUUUCCCUUCCGCACCCUUGUCAAAAUGUCGUCAAUCCUGGGCAUAGGGAAGGCCACUGGUUCUGACACUGCAUUUAAGGCCCUGAAGUCACACACCAGCCUCGGCUUGUUCGUGUUUUUAUCCACAAAAACACUGGGCUGCCCCCACCGCCCUGGACUCUCUGAUGAACCCUCUCUUCAGGUUCUUGUCAAUGAACUCUCUUAGCUCCUGCAUCUCUCUGUCUGACAUGGCGUACAGCUUGCCUACAGGGAGCUGUGCCCCAGGGAGUAAAUUGAUUUGACAGUCAAAGGGUCGCUGCGGGGGUAGUUGGUCAGCUUCCCUUUCGCUGAAGACGUCACGGAGAUCUGCAUAUUGUCGUGGUACCUUCCCGUUCUCCGUUACUUCAGUCCCUGCUAGGGUGGCUUGGGCCCCUGCCAAACCCUUUCCCUCUUUGCAGUGUUCUAAGCAAUGUGCUGAACCAAAAGAAACCACUCUCUGAUGCCAGCCCACCAGCGGAUCAUGUAACGCUAGCCAGCUCAUCCCCAAUAUAAUGGGAGCUCCUCCCAAGGUGGCCACAUUAAACGCUAUCAGUUCGGUGUGCCUGGCUACCUUCAUUAUCAUUGGGACGGUCUGCAAGCUGACUUCUCCUCCCAACAGCUCCCUGCCAUCGAUCGUGGUCACCUGCAGGGGGUUGCUUAAAGGGAUCGUCUGUAUCUGGUGUUCAGCUGCAAACUCUUUGCUCAUGAAAUUGCAGGAGCUGCCUGAGUCCAACAGCGCCUUUAUCUUUAGAGGGUGUCCGUUUGGCAGCUCUAGCGUCACUUCUAUCACUAGGGCGGGUUUAGGAGGUUCUGGCGUGGGCACUCUCACUGCUCUUUGGCCUGGCUGCUGUGCCCCGACAGUGGCAGCCAGGCGUUGGCUUUACUUGCUCCGGUAUUUCUUCCUCUCUUCCCUCCACAGCUCCUACCAUCCCUUGCCAUUCCUUCCUCUGGGGGCAGACUCUGGCAAAGUGACCUGGCUGUUGGCAGAGAUAGCAUUUCCGGGCGCCUUUUCCCUCCUUCUUUCCCCCUCACUGGGCUUUGAAACUGCGCGCGCGCGCUGUUCCGAUUUCCAUCGGCUCUGCCGGCGGGAAAGUUGGCUCUGGAAUGUCUGGAAUGCGGAACUCCUUCCAACGUUCCCCUUUCCCUUCCCGCCUCUCCAAUGCUCUCGCCUCCUGGCGCGCUCCUAUGGUCAGCGCUGAUUUGGUCAGCUGGUCCAUAGACUCCGCCCUGGGCGCCCGGGAAAGUUCGUCUUUCACAGCCGAAGAAAGCCCUUCUUCAAAGAGCAUUUGAAUGGGUUCCGCCGAUAAGUCCCACCCCAAUCUGUGAACCAGCAUGGUGAACUCAGUCCAGUACUCACGGACAGAUCGGCUCCCCUGUUUGCAAGCCAUUAACUGUCUGCGCACCACUCCCUGUUCAAUAUCGCUGGAAAACAUCAGAUCCAUGGCGCGAAAGAACUUCAUCGUGUCCUUUAGGACGUCACUAUUCGCUGCCAUCAGGGGUCUAACCCAGUCUCUCGCCCCCUUUUCAAGAUGCUCAAUCACGAAAGCCACUCGUGAUUCCUCGUCAGGGAAUUCAUCAAACUGCAGAUUGAGGGCAUAUUGCAUCUCUGUCCGAAAGCCAUGAUAGUCUUUGGGCUCCCCCCCAAACUUCUGCACCAAUCCUGGUACCUUUCUGGCGAGCUGGGUGGCUUUCCCUUUUGUCUGCAUCCUGAGCCCUCCUCUCCUCAAGCCUCGCCGUCUGCAUCGCUAGCUGGACCUCCAACACCCGGUACCUUUCUUCCAGGCUUGGACCCGCUCCAGCUCCUGCUUCUCCGGUUCCGGCUGGGUUGCUCAUGAUGCCUUCUUCUGCACAAGCUGCUUUCAAUGACUGUCGGAAUGCUGUGAUGGGAUGAUGAGCUGCUUGUGCGUAAAAUCGUAUCCCCUCAGAGUUUGUUCAAGUCCACAAACCUCUGUCUGUGACGGAGCCCCUCAGACAUGGCUCCUCUAGUCACUAGCAGAUUCCGACAGUGGUUGCUUUCGGAAUCGCUUCCAACAUAAAAGCUCCUUAACGGAAACACGUCUUCUGGACUCUCUGCGUGUCAGUUUCCGGCGAGGAGUGGGUGUCCCUACAGGAGGUCCUGAAACCUCCCCACUGUUUUCGCUGGAAGUGUCUCUGAGCCAUCCCUCCAGCUCACUUUCCCUCAGCUCAGCUCCUCUCCCCCUACUGGUUCCCUCUUCAGCUGCUGAGUCUCUCCCAACCUGUGUGAGCCCUUUCACCUCCCUUCCUUCCGAUGGCAGUUCCCUGACAAGUAUUUUGUCCUAACUGGGAGAAAAUAAAAUGGAGACUAUGCCUCAAUGAGCAUAUAUACACUAAAAACCUAAAUUUGUAUUUCCCGCUUCUUCUAGAUACAUAUUUUCAUAUUCUGUUUUUUCUCUCUCCAUACAGUUUCUGGCAUGAUUCAAAUAAAAUGCCUCUCAUUGGUUCUGCAAUACUUAAUGCAAAACACUUUCUCUUUAUCUCCUGCAUCCUUUAGAUUGAAUGCUCCAGUAUAUCUGACUACUCGGAAAAAAUUGUCAAGGCAAAUCACUUGGACCACAGUAAGACAUAUUUAAGGAAAUUAGUUGUGCCUAGUGUUUCUGAUGUAUUUACAUACCCAUGUUUGCAUUUUGGUUUAUGGAUUUAUUGUGAUUAAUUUUUUUAACACACACACAUACCUUUCUAAGGUAAAGGUAAAGGGACCCCUGACCAUUAGGUCCAGUCGUGGCCGACUCUGGGGUUGUGGCGCUCAUCUCGCUCUAUAGGCCGAGGAAGCGCCGCAGCGUACAGCUUCCGGGUCAUGUGGCCAGCAUGACUAAGCCGCUUCUGGCAAACCAGAGCAGCGCACGGAAAUGCCGUUUACCUUCCCGCCGGAGCGGUACCUAUUUAUUUACUUACACUUUGAUGUGCUUUGAACUGCUAGGUGGGCAGGAGCAGGGACUGAGCAACGGGAGCUCACCCCGUCGCGGGGAUUCGAACCGCCAACCUUCUGAUCGGCAAGGCUCUGUGGUUUAACCCACAGCACCACCCGCGUCCCUUUUUUUCUAGAUUACAGUCCUUCUAUAAAUAUUCACUAAAAAGAACCAGAGUAUUCACAUACAUGAAAACAUCUAAGAAAAAGGUAGAGUCCUGUUGGAUCAGACCAGUAAUUCAUCUAGUCCCAUGGUUGGGAAUCUCUGGCUUAUUAGGCCCAGCAGACUCCAAACCAUGCCCACCUGUCAUCAGGUGUGAGCAUCAUGCACAGGAGGACAAGUAAAAACAUACCACUAAAUUCAAAAGGAAGAAUUGGGAAUGUGCCCUAAGUGUGUGCCUAGUUCUUCCUUUGCAGCCGUGGGCUUACAGUCAUCCUCUAACAGCACCAGGUGUUUCAUAGGUGGGUGAUGUUGGUGAAAUUUGGAAACAUGGGUGAAAUUGCACUAACAGCUUGGUCUAAGUCUGGAACUUACCAUUGCUCUCCCAGGCCUUUGGCUAAUUUAACAAUAUAUAGCCUUUUUUAAUAGGGGAGGGGCAUUGUUUCUGUUUGCUACUAUGUUAGGGUUUUUUGUUUGUUUUUUUGUAAAUCAUUUCUUAUGUAUUUUAUUACAUUUUAUAUAUUUAUAUGUUGUUCUAAGAUCUGGGUAUGAUUUUCAUGAAUACCAGAUCAUAAAUUACCAAAAUAAACUGAUAAAACUUUGUUCGAUAAGAAGUAAACCUCAGGCACUUUCCAGAUCUUAAGGGUAUUUGUUGGCCACAAGACUCAGCUCAUAUCUGUAUCUGUCACUUUGGAAAGCAGCACAAGCUGCUCUGAGUUCCUCUCCUGAGUUCACGUUGUGUUUUGUGUCUAAAGCUGUUUUGCUGGAAAGUAAGUUGCACCAUUCACCAUUAUGGAGAAGGAAAAAAUUGCUCCGAUGUUUUCUGUCCUGACAGAAUUUGCAGUUGCAGAAGGCCCUGUAGAGUAGCUGCGAGGUUACAGGCAGAGUUUGGGGGCUGGAUGCCUGGAUUUGUUUAGAAAAAGGAAACCUUUUUUCAUUUUAUAUGAAAUCUGUUCUUUUUUGCUCCUUACAGUAAUCACAAUAUUUAAGGGUAAAGUAGAAGAAGUUGAAUUGCCUGUGGACAAAGUAGACAUCAUCGUCAGUGAAUGGAUGGGUUACUCACUUUUCUAUGAGUCCAUGCUUAACACUGUCAUCUUCGCUCGAGACAAGUGGCUGGUAGGUGCUUUGUAUAUCACACCUGUUGCUGGAAUGAAUGGCCAUUAGUUUGCCAGUCAUUGUCCUCCCCCCAUCAAUACCCCAUUAGCUUGUUGGAAUGGGAGUCAUUCUGAGACUCUCUAAAAGAUCUGCAAAGAGGGUGAAAUAAACAGAGAAAUAGAUCUGUUUGAUUUUUAGAAUCAAAGCUUCAUUUUGGAGUGACAUCCUGCAGUUCUCUAGCAGUGAUUCAUAUAACAACCUUGAGACUUAGUAACAUGAAGGAUUUCAAAGAAAGCAAAGGUGGGUGUUUUGGUAGGAGCAGUUCAAAAAUAUGAUGUCUUUAUCAAGUGACUAGAUUAUAAGAUCUAUUUCCCCAUAAUUAAUCAACAGAAACCUGGGGGGCUUAUGUUUCCAGACCGGGCUGCAUUGUAUGUGGUAGCAAUUGAAGACAGGCAGUACAAAGACUUCAAAAUCCACUGUAAGUAUGUAGAUAUUACAAUUCUUCUAUGCAUUUCAUACAAGCUGUUUGUUAGCUGAUAUUGCUGUGUAGAGGAUUAUUGUAUUCCUCCAUCAAGUUCAGCCUGUAUGCAAGUCCAAGGAGGUCAAGGCCUAACACGCACAACUGGACAAGGGCCACGCAUCCCUAUGGUAGGCCAAACAACUUCAAGAGACUUGCAUCACGCUCUGUCUGAAUGUGAGCAACUUUGCCCUCAAAGUGCCUUGUAACCUUGCCACAGCAGGUUCCUGAGGUCUCCAGACUCAAAACUCUGCUUUUGACUUCCAUUUUCAAAAAGCUUUGCUAUUACAUUUCUCCUCAUGUUUAACCAAAAUCUGCUUCUUAGAAACUUCCAACCUUUAGUCCUGCUGUCUGGAGCAAAAGAACAUCUGCUUCAUCUACUGUGUGACAGCCCUUUAGAUAUUUGAAAACAGCAGUUAUCCCUUAAUCUUCUCUUCCCUAGGCUAAACUUGCACGAAUUUCAAAUGUUUCCCUUUUAUUUGUACUGACCUUUGACCCUCUCCAUUUGUUUUGACAGGGUGGGAGAAUGUAUAUGGCUUUGAUAUGACCUGUAUCAGGGAUGUUGCCAUGAAGGAACCCUUAGUGGACAUUGUAGACCCAAAGCAGGUGGUGACCAAUGCCUGUUUAAUAAAGGUUUGGCGUUUCUAAAAGUAUAAAUUUAAAACAGUGUUACUUUAAAAAGAUUUCUGUGAUACUCUUCAGGGAUCCAGCACUUUGGUCUUUGUCCUUUCGCUCUGACUUUUCAUGCUGCUAAUCAGCUUCAAAUGUUGAUCCUUCUAUAUAAAAGCCACACGACGGUGUUCCAUUGUACUAUGGCACAGGCCAUAAAGCUGGUGGCUCUGCUUCAGUCCCCUCUGGUCAAAAGUUGCAGCUGGUAAAUGCCACUAACUCAUGGAAAGGAUAAUUACUAUGCAUGGUCUAGUCCAGGAAAAAUGGGUUAAGGGGAAGUUGUAAAUGUGCAUCCUGGAUGCCAGGUCCACCGCCCUUGGUGGUGGAGAGGGGCAGUGGCUGCCUCACGACAGCUUGCCAUUUCUGAAUGUCUAUAGCCAGCUUCCCCUUCAUUCUGGUGAGCCUUUGGCUUACUGGGGAGCUUAAUAUUAAUGUAUAUAAAGUCUUAAGAGAUGUUGCUAUAUUAGAGAUGCUCAUAAUUGAAUCCUUUGUACGUGUGAAGAAUUUUUAUGUAUUCGAAUUACUGUAGCUGUAUGUUAAUUGAAAACCAGUUUGUAGUGAUGAUAUAUUUUAGUCUGUUACCAACAGUAAUUUAUUUUAGCAUGUUUUUUCUUUUCUUUUGUAGAGAUUUGUAAUUAAUAGCAUUGCAAAAGCACCAGUGAGAAAUUUGUGGGUUUUACAGUUAUGGCGAAACAUCCACGUGCUGUUUCUGUCAUCCCACCCACUUGGGAACGGCAGGGGUCAGGAUGUGGUGUAGCUCAACACCCAAAAACACCACACUGUGAUGUACACACAGAUGUUGUCCAUGUACCUAGCUCCCAAGAGGGAACUCUGGUGUUGGAGAACUGUGGAGAAAGAGCAGUUUAUUACACAAGGGCACAAAAGGGGGACUUUGCAAGCAAUUUGCCUCUUGAUCACUCCUAAGAACUUGCUCACAUUGCUAAAACUCAAAAGUCUUUUUAUUUAACAUGCACUCUGCCUCAAUACUCAGGCACAAAGAGCCAAUAGCAACUUUCACUUCACUACACCAAGUCUUGAAGGAGCAUCUCCACCCCCAUCGUUCUACCACUGAGGUCCAGCUCUGAGGGCCUUCUGGCUGUCCCCUCACUGUGAGAAUCCAAGUUACAGGGAACCAGGCAGAGGGCCUUCUCGGCAGUGGCACCGCCCUGUGGAACGCCCUCCCACCAGAUGUCAAAGAGAACAACAACUACCAGACUUUUAGAAGACAUCUGAAGGCAGCCCUGUUUAGGGAAGCUUUUAAUGUUUGAUGCAUUACUGUAUUUUAAUAUUGUGUUUAAUAUUGGAAGCCGCCCAGAGUGGCUAGGGAAACCCAGCCAGAUGGGUGGGGUAUAAAUUAUUAUUAUUAUUAUUAUUAUUAUUAUUAUUAUUAUUAUUGAAUGCCAGGGCGCAGCAACCUACACUAGUAAGCAUGGGAAGAGAGGAACACUUGCUGUAAUGGAUCAUUGCUACAACUGUCCUCCCACCCGAAUGCCAUAUGGGAAUACUGUGUCUUUGCUCAAUAUUCUUCCUCCACAACAGUGGGAUGAAACUCAUCCCAUUAGCUGCAACAAAGAACCUACCCCACUCUGUUUCUUGACUUGCCAUUUGUGUGGUUUCUGUGACAAAAUUGUCACACUCGCUUUCUGUAAUUUUUUUGGGAUUCUUCUCAGAAGUGUGUGUGAAUACACACGAGUGCUGGACACACACACCUGUGGGGGGUUCAGACACAUGCUUUGCAACAGUCCUGGUGGAGGAAUAUAGGCAGCAAAGGUGGCUUGAGGCAUGUGUUGUUAACCUGGAAUGUGUUGUUUGUAACAUGUGGACAGCCUUGCCACUUGAAGAGUGCGUAAUGAGUUUUGUGUGUGUUCCCCUCCUCCUUUCUUUACCUCAGUAUGAUUAGAUAAGUAUGCAAUAUUAAUAGGCUAGCCCAAAAUUUCUUUUGAAAAUUAGAAGGUGUUCAUUGUGGGUGUUACUUUCCUCUGUCUGCUCUGCUUCUUUGCAGCGAGUUCAAAGGGGUUUUGCAAACCAUUGCCUGUUGUACCACUCCCUGCUGGAGGAUUCCCAGGAAGGGGAAGUUAUAGACCAGGCUCCUCCAACCUCGGCCCUCCAGAUGUUUUGAGACUAUAAUUCCUAUCGUCCCUGGUCCUGCUAGCUAGGGAUCAUGGGAGUUGUAGGCCAAAAACAUCUGGAGGGCCGAGGUUGAGGAAGCCUGUUAUAGACCUUUUGUAAGCAGUGGACCUAAUCGAGGGACCGUUGCAGCAACCCAGGGUGGCAGAGGAAGUUUUGGCAACAUUAGUUUGGACAGAGAAGGUGCCACUUCCCAGGCAGGUUCCAGUCGAGGACUCACAUCAGGGCAGAUGCAAGAGGUUGUGUUUGCAUGAGGGGUUUGGGCAAGGAAUGCAAGGGCAACUUCACCAGAGAUAUAACAGGCCGGAUACAGGUGAUCAUUCUAGUUAGACAAGCAGACUUGCUUACCUAGGUAAUAUAAACUGCCUAGCCCUGGUAUUUUAUAUUGAUGUUUUCUAUGGCUUCUCUCUUCUCCUUCUGCAACCCCCAACAAUACAGGAAGUGGAUAUUUAUACAGUGAAGACUGAGGACCUGGUGUUUACCUCUGCCUUUUGCCUCCAAAUUCAGCGCAAUGACUACAUUCACGCCUUGGUUACUUACUUUAAUAUAGAAUUUACAAAGUGCCACAAGAAAAUAGGGUUUUCUACAGGUAAGUUCUUUCUUUGGCUUCAUGUGGGUUCUGUCUCCAAUUACAGACAUCAGGGUCAGAAACGUGAUAACACUGAGUGGGGUUUUAAGGGAUAAAUUCUUGAGUUUAGAAAAUGAUCACAUUAGUAACAUAUUUUAAAACACAAUAAAAGGAAAGGAUUAUUGUGGUGUGCUUCUUAAUUAUUUUUGUAGGGAAGAUCAGGGCAAUUAACAAAUAUUUUAAUAACAUUAAGUGACAUUAAUGGCAUAGGAGUUAAAUAACAUUAGCUAAAAGACAAACUAUUAUGUAAAGAAAUUUACAAAUGUUACAUUGUUCACCAUGGAAUCACCCGACAAUAAUGCCAGUGUGAAGAUACUUUGUUAAAUCAUCUCCAUUUCAUUGGUGUAAAUAUAAACAAUAUUAGAUUGGUGGGGAAUUUCUUGCAUAUAAUCUGUCUCCUUUUCUAGCACCAGAUGCCCCUUACACCCACUGGAAGCAAACUGUCUUCUACCUGGAGGACUACCUAACUGUAAGAAGGGGUGAAGAACUCUACGGAAGUAUAUCCAUAAAGCCAAAUGAAAAAAAUGUGGUAAGUUGGGUUCACGUAACUGAAUUUAGAUGAUCAGCUUAGGAACCUAUGGGUGUCUGGGACAGGUAUUUCUGAAACAUUUGUUCAUGGACAUUUGUUGAAAAGUACCUGAAACUGCCUCAGGACGCAAUCAUUUUUGAUUGUCUGAUUUGACUUUUGACACUUUAGUAGAUCAUAUUUUAAAAAUGGAUCUGAUUUUUUUCAACAUCCAAUCAGGUUUCAAGAUUUGUCAGUUGUUCUGGUUAACCAAAAACCACCAUGUUACAAAGCUAUUAUUUCACAGUGCAAUCCUUCUCCAAAAGCAGGCCCCAUUAAGUUCAGUGGAGAACGUAGAAGUAUUGGAAUAAUUGCUCUACCUCAACUCUGAUCACAUGGCCACCUCUUCCUCCUGCAAUGGCUGCCGGCAGCUGCAACCUCUCCCUUCAGAUCCAUUCCAACAGAAAAAGAGGGGGGAAGAAAAGAAUUGGCAGAUGUAAACACAGAUACAUGCGAGGUCAGAAUGGCAGAAUGCAGAAUUAUGGAGCUGCCUUUCCCUGCCUUGCCACUCCUGCCACCACCAUACUUGUUGCUGCUUCUCUGCCCGCCCUGCCGCUUCCGCACUUUUGGGGGGUGAGAUCUUGCACACAAUCUUGCGUGGCUUCAGCCCAAAUCAUCACUGCUACCAGUGGUGCAUCUGUGCCUGCAGAGCUCUUGCCUUGGGGCUUCUGCUGCCUAAGGCAGCUGCCUCAGUAUGCCUAAUGGCCGAGCUGGCCCUAAUUAUGUAGAAAUGCUCUUUGUGCUCCUUACUUCCAGAAGCAAAAUACCUUCUGAGUUACCAGGGUAGAGGCUUCUCCAUGAUGCCCCCCACCCCAAUCUGCCACAUGCUCUCCCGUAAAAGACACAACACCAACAUCCUUAACAUUUUGGCACCAGCUUAAGACUUAUUUAUUUGCCCAUACAUUUUAUGUUUUUUAAUUAAACAUUUUAUUGUUCAAACCCAUAGGCCACCACGAUUCAAGAUAAAAUACAUGUGAAAAUACAGUUCAGUUUAGCAUAUUCCAUCAAUCAAGACACGAAGUAAAGGGACACUGACCAUAUAAAUUUGUGCCUAGAUCAGGCAUGUCCAAAGUCCAUUUCAGGGGCCUAAUCCAGCCCACCAGUCAACAACUUUGGGGUAAAAUCAUAGAAAAGCUCAACAACUAUCAAAUCUGGCCCUCUUUGAAAAAAGUUUGGACACCACUGGCCUAGAUACUACAAGCAUCCCAUUCACUCCACUAAGUUUUUUUUAUGUCUGGCUCUUAAUUUUCUAGCAGACAGAACACAUUUUGCAAUCUGGAUGGUAAUAGAAAUGUCACUCUUUUCUAGCAAUGUACUUAUAUGUUCCAGCGGCGUAUCUGUUUGACAGGAGGCAGAGGACAUGGGUGCAAAAUUUAUACCUUGGGGACUCAAACAAGGAGCAGUGAGAUAUCCUCAACUUCACUGGACUCACAAAUACAACUUCCUACAGAGUACAUACACCAAAGCCAUAAAACUGAUUUUCUCAAAGGAGCUGUAGUAAAGUAUUGCUCCAAACCAAAUGCCAUUUUAUAUAAAGGGCAGCAAAUAGGAUAACGAUUAUUACAUUUAUCUGAUUGAAUAAAUGUCUUAUCAUUUAGAAUAAACAUUUAUUCCUUCUUUGAAAAACUGUUUAACUUUGGUAGAAGAGAAAGUGGAUUAACUUCCAUAUUAAUCCCAUAAGCAUACAGGGUGGUUCAAACAGAGUUUACCCAAGAGUUUGGGGCUGAAGUCUGGAGUUGUUCUUGAAAGUGUUGGGGGGCAGGGGGAGCAGGCGAGAACCAUUCACACAUACCAACUUCAGCCAGUGCAAAGCAAGUAUAACACGAGCAAAAGUUUCUAUAGAAAGCAAUCCUGUUUCUGCCUUUAAAAGAGGUGCAGAGGUGCCUUGAGGAACAGCUAAUUUCAUAAUUCCAUGAAAGAAUUCUGCACCACCUCCAAAACAGAAACAUUCGUCUACCCCAAUACUUCUGUACCUUACAUUAGUUGUGAGAUAAUAUUUGUUUGAUGGUGUAUCUUAGUAUGUACUGUUCAUUGUGUGAUUUGGUCAGCUGCUUUUAUAUUAAGUUACGUUCCCACGCUAUGUUAUUUAUAGAUCAUGGGGGCGUAAAUAUUUUCAUAACUCUGCAUAAAUUGUUCCUGCUAAGUACUUGAAGGAUGGAAGUGGGGGAGCACAAGCUGAGUCACAUGCUGAAGACCCCCAGAUAUGUUUCCCUGUAUUCAGAAAAGGGCUAGGAUUUUGUUUUUUGUCUUUGUUUUUUGGCUAAGUCACCUACUGAAUUUAAGAAAGGAGGAAGCUUUGAAGCAGAACCUUCCAAAUGCUAAGAUAUAGUCCUAUGCCACACAAAAAUUAUUCUUAAUCUGCAUUACAGCGUGACUUGGAUUUCACAGUAGAUUUGGAUUUCAAAGGGCAGCUCUGUGAAAUUUCUGUAUCUAAUUCCUAUAAAAUGCGCUAAUAAGCAACUGUCUUCACAAGAGAAGAAGAGAGCAGCAAUUCCUGGUCUGGUCUGCACAUCUCAAGCUGGGAACAAUCGCUUCCAGAUUUUCAAACUACCUGAACUGAAUAGCUGAAAAGUCCUUACAGCACAAAGCACCGGCUGUGGAUCGCUAACAUGAAUGUAUGAAUAUAGUUUCUGUCUAGACUACAGUAAACAACCCUCUUUGUCAAAACAAACAGAACCCACAGCCCACUAGUCGUAUAACUUACUAUGAGUAAGAUUCUUCCAAGCUUUGCAUGCUAUAUGUAUUUUUUCUUACUGAAAAGAUAUUUUAUGACAUUGUUGUGCAUAGAUGACAGAGUUAUAUUAAUAAAGUAUAGAACAUUAGUCUCUGAAUUGGAUUUGUUUCCGUUCCAGCUAGCUGAGAAAACUUUGAAAUUGCAAUCCUGAACACACAUUCUGCUGGAACCAGCAGGAUAGACAUGGGCAAAAUCUUUUAAUGAAGCGAGCAAUCUUUCUUACCUGUUUACUGUACUUUCUGAAAAAUGCUUGAACUUGUUAGUACAAGCUAGGAGUUGAUUUAAAACAAAUAAGCACCAUUAUUUUAUGAAUACAGUGUUUGUUCUAUUUCUCUGUCUGUAAAAGUGGGUUUUGGUUCCUGGUUCAACUGCAGCAGUGGCAACGCGGGACGUUGGAAAUGUCGUUUCCAUUGUGAUGAGUUGUAUGGAACCGUCCCAAAACAUGCAGACUGAAGCUUUAUGAAAUGGUGUGUUCCUUUCUUGCUGU
Molecule: messenger RNA, 28143 nt
Organism: Podarcis lilfordi (Lilford's wall lizard)
Lineage: Eukaryota; Metazoa; Chordata; Lepidosauria; Squamata; Lacertidae
Source: the annotation of a GenBank genome assembly